Messenger RNA from Lepidothrix coronata (blue-crowned manakin), 4033 nucleotides. RefSeq names its product protein kinase, cGMP-dependent, type II (gene PRKG2). The transcript has 19 exons. Gene Ontology annotation, biological process: protein phosphorylation. Lineage: Eukaryota; Metazoa; Chordata; Aves; Passeriformes; Pipridae. Gene Ontology annotation, molecular function: cGMP-dependent protein kinase activity; ATP binding. The record is from RefSeq and is a predicted model, not a curated record. The coding region runs from base 109 to 2427 and encodes 772 amino acids.
UUACCGCCCAGCCCGGCUCCAAGGGAGCAUCGCUCCGUCCCUGCCGCCGCCCAGCACCGUCCUGGAUCGGGGCCCGGGGCCAGCUGAGCACGCAGGUCUCUGGACAAAAUGGGGAAUAGAUUAGUGAAACCCAAGCAUCUGAGGCAGACAGACAGACACGUAGCAAACCUUGCUAUUGGCUGUGCUGCCAACCAUAAGUUUUUGAUGGACCCAUGCCUAGGCAUCAGUGUGAUCAAUGGGCAAGCUGAUGUUCUUUGCAGCAAGAUACUUGAACUGGAAAAGGAGCUGAAGAGAAAAGACCAAGAGUUGCAAGACAGUCAAAGUCAUGUUGCUGAGCUUCAGGAACAGUUGGCUAUGCAGACUAAGGUCAUAGCAGAACUCACCAAGGAACUUCAGAGCAAGUGUACACAGCUGAACAAGCUCCAGGAUGUUGUUAGCACUCAAGGAGAGCACUCUCUUCAGCCUUCUCCAUUGAAAGUUUCUGCCAGUAGGAGGAGAGGAGCCAAGGAAGGUGUGUCUGCAGAGCCGACAACGCGGCUGUAUGAUUUGAGCAGGAAAGCCAUGUUUUCCCUUGAAAAAGCAACGGUCCGAAAGGAUUCCAGUGAGAAGAAGCUUAUCACGGACGCCCUGAAUAGAAAUCAGUUCUUGAAGAGACUGGAGCCUCACCAGACACGAGAUAUGGUGGAAUGUAUGUAUGAAAGGACUUUUCAGCAAGGCAGCUACAUCAUCAGACAGGGAGAACCGGGCAAUCACAUUUUUGUGCUCAAAGAGGGCAGUCUGGAAGUCUUUCAGCAGAAUAAGCUACUAUCCUCAAUACCUGUGUGGACAGCAUUUGGUGAACUAGCCAUUUUAUACAACUGCACACGGACAGCUUCUGUGAAAGCAAUCACUAAUGUUAAAACAUGGGCAUUGGACAGAGAAGUGUUUCAAAAUAUCAUGAGAGUGACAGCACAAACAAGACAAGAGCAAUACAGAAACUUCCUUAGAAGUGUGUCCCUGCUGAAAAACUUACCUGAAGAUAAAUUAACCAAGAUCAUCGACUGCCUGGAGGUGGAGUACUAUAACAAGGGAGAUUAUGUUAUUCGGGAAGGAGAAGAGGGAAAUACCUUCUUCAUAAUAGCAAAAGGAAAGGUGAUAGUUACCCAAAGUACAGCAGAUCACUCACAGCCUCAGCUGAUUAAAAAUCUACAUAAAGGGGAUUACUUUGGAGAAAAGGCUCUGAUUAGUGACGACGUCAGAUCAGCAAACGUUAUUGCAGAUGAAUACAACGUGGAGUGCCUCGUUAUAGACAGAGAGACCUUUAAUCAAACAGUUGGAACUUAUGAGGAGCUCCAAACUUACCUUGAAGGUUAUGUGGCUGAUCUGGCCCAGGCCGAUGAAAAGCGACAUGCGAAAGGAAGAUCCUUCUGUGGACAGCUGACCAAAGAGGUGUCUUUGGAGAUGAUAGAGCUGAAGGAGAAAGUAGCCCAGUUCCCUCCUUCCCCAUUCAAGAAUUUAGAAGUUGUCACAACUCUGGGUGUUGGUGGGUUCGGAAGGGUUGAGCUUGUUAAAGUGAAAAACGAGAACAUGGCUUUUGCUAUGAAGUGUAUAAAGAAGAAACACGUAGUGGACACCAAACAACAAGAGCAUAUCUAUUCUGAAAAGAAAAUCCUUGAGCAGAUAUGUUCUCCAUUCAUUGUAAAACUAUAUCGCACAUUCAAAGAUAAUAAGUAUGUAUACAUGCUCCUGGAGGCUUGCCUUGGAGGGGAGUUGUGGAGCUUGCUGAGAGACAGAGGCAGCUUUGAUGAAUUCACCACCAAGUUCUGUGUUGGGUGUGUGACAGAGGCUUUUGACUAUCUGCAUCACAUAGGAAUAAUCUACAGAGACCUGAAGCCAGAAAACUUAAUUUUGGAUGCUGAAGGAUAUAUAAAACUGGUUGAUUUUGGAUUUGCAAAGAAGAUUGGAUCAGGGCAGAAAACCUGGACGUUUUGUGGAACCCCUGAGUAUGUUGCUCCUGAAGUCAUACUGAGUAAAGGCCAUGACUUCAGUGUGGAUUUUUGGUCCCUUGGGAUUCUUGUAUAUGAACUCCUUACUGGCAGUCCACCAUUCUCUGGGGCUGAUCAAAUGAUGACGUAUAAUUUGAUUCUCAAAGGCAUUGAAAAGCUGGAUUUUCCUAAAACAAUAACAAGGCGACCUGAGGAUUUGAUCCGCAGACUCUGCAGGCAAAACCCUACAGAAAGAUUAGGCAAUUUGAGAAACGGAAUUAAUGACAUCAAGAAGCACAGGUGGUUGAGUGGUUUUAACUGGGAUAGUCUGAAAGUGAGGAAAUUAACGUCACCUUUAAAAAGAGAGUUGUCUGGACCGACUGAUUACAGCUACUUUGACAGCUAUCCACCUGAAGAGGGAACCCCUCCAGAUGAACUUUCAGGCUGGGACAAGGAUUUCUGAUAGUUGUUUCUUCUGGGACAUGUAUAGACACUCAUAGGCUUCAGUUCUAAACCUGCUGUCUUGUUUCUUGCUACAAACUACACAGUUCUCCUUGAAGAAUAGAAGACCAUACAGCAACCGGAGUUUGUUUGGACAAUGCACAAGAAUCUGUGUCCAUUUCUUUAUAACAAGGGCAUGAAUUCAGUCAACAGAUGUAGCCUGAAUGUGUUUUGAUACACAGUGUCUCUACAAAUAUUUUCAGACACUAUGGGUUGGAUUUAUGGUUUUGCCAUUAGAAAUGUCAGUAGCUAAUACUUUGAUGUUAACAAGGUUAACAUUUUGGAUGGAGAGGAUUGGAAGCCAAUAACUCUGUGGCAUUUGUCAGCUGACAACUAUAGGCACUUAUUUUUCAUUUUAUCUGAUGUCUGCUGUGUUUCACUUUUUCCCCUUAAUGUCCAGUAUUGCAUUAACGCAGGAAUGUGUAUAAAAGAGACUUUUACUGAAAGGUUGAUUUGAUCUGAUGCUGCAGCUAAAAGGGUAUCACUGUGGAAGCUGCCUCUCUGUCAGUUGAGUUUUGCAACAGGCUGAAUAUAUGACACAGGUCAAAUGAAAAUCCAGUAGGAAACAAGGUAUAUACAUGAUAGAAGUUGCCUAAAGAAGCAGACUAUGGUGUGUAUUUCCCUUACUGCUUCAAAGAGCCAUGUCUAUUUCUUAAAAUGUUUUGCUUUUAUGUAGUGAGAAGCUAAAAUAGAUGGACAAAAAACAUUUACCUUGAAGGGAAAAAAAAAUGCAGUUGGAUGUUGUGCAUUCAUGGUUUAUAUAGAAAAAUUCUGUUGCUCUCUGUUAAGAACUACAACCACUGUUGAAACAGGGAUGUUCCUGGUUGUCCUGCUGGGCUUGUGGGAUUGAUGAGUCUGCAACGCUUGCUAGGAUUUGUUUCAGCUCCCACAGAGACGAAGUCCAAUCUAAAUUUCAAUACUGAAGCUCCCACAGCUCACUGCAUUUCGCGUGCUGGGUGGAAAACCUCCCAGGAAACUUGUACUAUGUGCUCAGGGUUUAGUUACUGCUGGAUAGUCUCCCUAGCUGCUGCUGGUCAUGACUUUUCCACCGGGUGAGGGAGGGACUGCCACAGGGGCAGUUCCACGGUUUGUUACAGGGUUAUAAUUAUCUUUUACCGCUGAGUGGCCAUUGCUUUGACAGCAAAUCAAUUUAAAUAUUUUGUAUAACCUUCACUCUGAAUAAGGCAGUAGAACAUUUUCCAUUGAAUUUAAUGAAGGUUGGAUUGAGCCCUUGAAAGAAGACACUACAUGUUCGGCUGGUUUUGUUUCCCCGCUUGUUUGCAAAUUAUUAUGGAAACUUUCAGCCAGCAAAGCCUGUGCAAAAUGGUGGUAAGCACACACAGUCAGAGAGGAUGGAGCAGAGUCUGUAAACUGGGAUUGUAGAUGCUUUCCACUAGAUCUGUUUUGCAAUACCAAAGACCAGAUUUUCUUUUCAGGAUUUAGACAAGCACUGAAAGUUAGUUAUUCAUGUUUCUCCGUGUAUUUUUCUUUCUCUCAUAAGUAUUUUUUAUUGCAGUCAAAAUAAUAUUGCACCAAGUUUUAUAAAAUCUUUUGAAUGUAUUUUUCCA